Molecule: messenger RNA, 1497 nt
Organism: Fusarium odoratissimum NRRL 54006
Lineage: Eukaryota; Fungi; Ascomycota; Sordariomycetes; Hypocreales; Nectriaceae
Product: aldehyde dehydrogenase (NAD+)
Exons: 4
Coding region: 1-1497 (498 amino acids)
Molecular function (GO): oxidoreductase activity, acting on the aldehyde or oxo group of donors, NAD or NADP as acceptor
Source: RefSeq, a predicted model, not a curated record
AUGAAUAGCGAGCUUUAUCAACAACUAACCGCUCCGAAUGGAGUCACUUACAACCAACCUUUGGGCCUCUUCAUCAACAAUGAAUGGCGCCGAUCAAAGGCAGAGGAAUUGGUAUCGGUUGUGAGUCCAAUUGACGAAAACGAGAUCGUCAAAGUCCACGCUGGCGGCGAGGAAGAUAUUGACGAUGCAGUCAAAGCUGCUCGGGCAGCGCUCAAAGGCCCUUGGUCACACAUUUCUGGAACAGUGAGAGGUGAAAUGAUGCGCAAACUCGCCGAUCUUGUUGACGCCGUCACAAACGAACUUGCCACAAUUGACACAUGGAACAACGGCAAGAGAUUCUCGUCUGCCCAGGGCGACGUUGGUGAGCUUACAGGCGUGCUUCGAUAUUACGCUGGAUUCGCUGAUAAGCAGUACGGACAAGUGAUAAGCACAACGGAAAAGAAGUUUGCCUAUACCACAGUAGGACCGAUAGGUGUUUGCGGCCAGAUCAUUCCUUGGAACUAUCCCUUAGGAAUGGCUGGCUGGAAGAUCGCCCCAGCUCUUGCCGCCGGUAACUGCGUGGUACUCAAGCCAGCCGAGCAGACGCCUCUGUCUAUCCUAUUUUUUGCAGACAUCGUCAAGAAAGCAGGAUUUCCGCCAGGAGUGAUCAACAUUGUGAAUGGCUUUGGUAGUACGGCUGGUGCAGCUUUAGCUGCUCAUAUGGAUGUUGAUAAGAUAGCCUUCACUGGAUCUACAGCGACUGGACGUGAGGUUGCAAGGCUUGCAGCGAGCAAUCUGAAGGAGAUUACAAUUGAGUCUGGGGGCAAGUCUCCACUGCUCGUUUUCGAGGAUGCAGAUUUGAACCAAGCUGUUAAAUGGAGUCACUAUGGUAUCAUGGCCAACCAAGGCCAGAUAUGUACUGCAACCAGUCGAAUCUUGGUUCAUGAAAAGGUGUAUCAUCAGUUCACCGAACUGUUCAAGGAGAGAGUCAAGUCUUGCAAGAUAGGCAACCCCUAUGAUAGCGAUACAUUUCAAGGGCCACAGGUCUCAAAGGCGCAAUACGAAAGAGUGCUAUCGUUCAUCGAGAGCGGUAAAGCUGAAGGGGCUACUGUUGCUCUUGGCGGUCAGCCAGUUGCAGUCAAUGGCAAGGGUUUCUUUAUCGAGCCUACUAUCUUCACCGAUGCUUCGGAUGAUAUGAAGAUCUAUCGCGAGGAGAUCUUCGGACCGGUUGCAAUCAUCAGCGCGUUCAAAACGGAAGAUGAAGCACUGCGCCGGGCUAACGAUACGAUAUAUGGCCUCGGUGCGGCCAUCUUCACCCAGGAUAUCACUCGAGCACAUCUUAUCGCGAAUAAGAUCGAGGCAGGAAUGGUGUGGAUCAACAGCAGCAAUGACUCGGACUUCCGCAUUCCCUUUGGAGGCGUGAAGCAGUCUGGUAUUGGUCGUGAGCUGGGAGAGGAAGGAAUCCGUGCAUAUACAAGCAGGCGGUCAGUUCAUGUCAACGUUGGGAACGUCUUAUAG